AUGGAUUUCGACCACCUUGCGGAAGAACAAUCAGACCGACUUUUUCAAGUGUGGAUACGCAACUUAAUUACAAAUGCACCAGAAGAACUGGCUGCUAAGCUUGCGGUAAAGCACUGGCCUGGCACACCAACCACGGCUUCUCGAUUUUCGAAUGGCGCAUUCAACUUGUGUUAUCGAGUCACCUACCAAGAUGGAUCCCGUGUCUUGGUUCGGUUUACCGCCCUCGGUCGCGUUCUUUUGCGGAAUGAAAAGGUAGAGGAUGAGGUGGCAGUGAUGAAGUAUCUCGCUCAAAACACUCCUAUACCUGUUCCAAAGGUCAUAGGUUCCGGAAAGUGCGCUGUGGGCCCAUAUAUGGUCAUGACUAUGAUUGAAGGGAGUUUGUUGUCUGGUUAUCUUAAGGACCCUCUUCAAGAGAUGGUUACGUUGAACCCCACAAUACCCAUUUCUGCAUUGAAGAGAGCAUACUAUGGCAUGGCCGAAAUCAUGCUAGAGCUGUCAAAGUCUUCUUUUCCGUUUAUUGGAGCCCUGAAAGAGGAUGGAUUUGGAGGAUGGGAUGUGCACAAGAGACCUCUGACGUUUAAUAUGAACCGGCUAGCUCAAUUUUCCAAUAUCCCUCCUGGUAUAUUUGCAAAGCAGCGCUUCACCAAUACGGCUGACUAUUUCGAGGAGCUCGCAAAGCAACAUCUCUACCACCUAGAAUUUCAACGCAAUGAUGCAGUCAAGGACGAAGCAGACUGUAGGAAAAAAUAUAUCGCCCGCUGUUUAUUCCAUAAGAUAUCGCGGGGAAUACCCAAAGAACAUCGAGAUGGCCCUUUCCGACUCUUUUGCGAUGACCUUAGGCCGGGGAAUAUCCUUAUUGAUGCGUCAAAACUUACUGUCAGCGGAGCUAUCGACUGGGAGUUUACAUAUGCUGCCCCGGCUGAAUUCACCUAUACUGCGCCUUGGUGGCUGUUGCUGGCACGUCCAGAGGAAUGGGAGGCAGAUCUAAACCAGUUUUUAGCGCGUUACAUGCCUCGAUUUCACGUUUUCCUCGAUACCCUUCGAGAGUGCGAGACAAGCAAAAUCAUUGAAGGCUCCCUAUCGGACUCGCAACGUCUAUCCGGCGCUAUGGAGGUCUCAAUGGAAACUGGAUUGUUCUGGGAUUGUCUUGCCUUAAGACACAGUUCUAUGUUUGAUGAUAUCUACUGGGCUUUCAUCGACCAAAGGUAUUACGGGCCAUUUACUACAAUUGAGGAUCGGGUAACUCACCUAAGUGAGGAGGAAAGAAUGAACCUCGAGACCUUUGUCCAAACGAAAAUGCAGCAAUCAGCUGAAGGGAGGUUGAUUUCUCAUCAAAGCGUUGAAGAGAUGCUUGAUAUGUAG
Molecule: messenger RNA, 1362 nt
Organism: Talaromyces marneffei
Lineage: Eukaryota; Fungi; Ascomycota; Eurotiomycetes; Eurotiales; Trichocomaceae
Exons: 1
Coding region: 1-1362 (453 amino acids)
Source: RefSeq, a predicted model, not a curated record